UGCCAACCUAUCUAUGUGGAAAAUAAUUGCCUCAUGCCAACUUAAUACAUUAUAAAUAGGAAACCAAAAGAUACAUGAAUCAACAAUACCAUUCUUGACAAAGAACUUUAAAAAAAAAAAAAAAAAAAAAAUGGCCUCUCCAAUUAGUUUCCUAUCAAUCUUGAUAAUCCCUCUACUAGUUACCCCUCUUUUCUAUGAUGUUUCUAAUGCAGAUCAAGCCCUUGUUGAAAAGAUUUGCGCACAGUCCAUGGACCAUGAUUACUGCGUGUCAGUUAUACUUUCAGACCCAGAGGGUCUUACAAAUGUUCUAUAUAGGCUGGGACUCGUUAUUACUUCUGUAAGCUUGAAGUUAAUACCAACUAUCAAUGGUGAAAUUGGAAAUGCUCUUAUAAAAGCCACAAACCCAUUGGUUAGGACACGAAUUACGUCUUGCCAAGCCGAUAUAGAUGGUAUAAUCGAAGAUUUUAAUCAAGCAAGAACUGCUGCAGGUUCACAAUCCUACCACGAAGAGGCAAAAUAUCUUUCAUAUGCACAAGAUAAAAUUGCAGCAUGUAAUGCCCGAUUUAAGGCCGCCCCGGCUACUUCAUCACCAAUAACAAGUAACACUUUCAAAAUAGAGGCGCUAAUCGGUAUUUCUGCUAUUAUUCUUACUGCGACAACAACAUCUCAUAGAUAAAUUGCUACCUCUUGGUGUUAUUAUAUAAAAAAUAAAGACCUGCUUCUAUUAAUAUUUAUU
This is a messenger RNA of Quercus lobata, 736 nucleotides long. RefSeq lists its product as uncharacterized. Lineage: Eukaryota; Viridiplantae; Streptophyta; Magnoliopsida; Fagales; Fagaceae. Gene Ontology annotation, molecular function: enzyme inhibitor activity. The record is from RefSeq and is a predicted model, not a curated record. The transcript has a single exon. Bases 131 to 676 code for a protein of 181 amino acids.